Molecule: messenger RNA, 3901 nt
Organism: Saccostrea cuccullata (small rock oyster)
Lineage: Eukaryota; Metazoa; Mollusca; Bivalvia; Ostreida; Ostreidae
Exons: 12
Coding region: 26-1552 (508 amino acids)
Source: RefSeq, a predicted model, not a curated record
AAAGCAUCUCAUCUUAAUCGCCUCAAUGUUUGUUACACAUAAGGAGUUUAAAAACAGGAAGUAUUUUGUACUCUUCCUAUAUAAUGUGGAAAUGGAAAGGACAAGGUAUAUCGAAUGGUUCUUAACUUCUAUGAUUUUUCAAUUUGGUUCUUUCGCAUACAAUAUUGAUAGGGAAGUUUGCCUGGAAACACCAUUCGUUUUUGCAAUGGUUCAAGACGCGUGCCGUUUCUCAUUAACAAAGGCAAGAAACGUAUUUGAAUCAGAAAUGAGUAAUUGUCCUCGUAGAUGCAAUAUAAAAAUGAAUAACCUGAAAAGCGGUGAAUGGCAUCAACUGACUACAAUAUAUAUAAAUUUGGAUCGUUCAGACCAGUAUUGGACAACGAUCUCUACGAGCUGUAGAUAUGCAAACAGAGAGGAUAUAUCAAUAGAUAUCAUUUGCAAAAGAGAAGCAGAUUUAUGUACGAAAGACAUGGAUUGUGAAGACCAAACAAAGACAUGCUUAUUGGCGGGGCUUAUUGGCGUCUGCGUGUGCAAACCAGGAUAUUUAGGGUUCGGAAACGAAUGUUACAAGGGCAAUUUAAGAUUGAAUGAAAAGUGCAAGCGAAAUGAGCAGUGUUCUGUGGCUUUUGGCUCUGUUUGUCUGGAUGGUACAUGUGUCUGUAGACCAGGAUAUUCUCCAUUUAAUGAAACGGAAUGCUUUUUGUCAGACAUUUCGGAAAACCUAUGUACAUCGACUAAGUUGUGUACAGAUGUAUCCAAGACGUGUAUGUUAACAGGACAAAUCGGCGAAUGUGUUUGCAAUCCCGGAUAUAUAGGAUUCGGAAACACAUGUUUACAGGGAAAUUUGAAACUGAAUGAAACGUGUCAGCGAAAUGAGCAGUGUUCCAAUGUGUCAGGUUCUUUAUGUCAAAACGAAACCUGUACCUGUACUCAAGGAUAUGUUCAACUGAAUGAUUCAGAAUGCGUCUUUUCAUCCUCAGACGGUAGUUUACAAGCACGUUUCCAGGAUCCGAAAGAAAAUAGCAUAGCCGGUUUGACAGCUGGAGCAGUUUUUGGUGGCCUUAUUCUCGGCGUUGUUCUAACUGUCAUCACAGUGACAAUCUAUCAUCAUAUACGCCGCAGGGAAACUAAAGAGAGAAAAUAUCCAAAAAUUGCUCUUUAUAACAACACAUCUGAAGAGGCUGAAAUAGAUGCACCCCAGAGUAAUUCUCGAACGAAUGAGAGAAAGAUUGUAAAUGUGUCACCGUUUGCUCAUUCCGUUGACUUACCAACGAAAAGAAACGUUCAAGAAGGCGGAAAACGGACGAUGAUGAAUGAUGUCGUAAAUAAUGACGUAUACAAUCAUCUGCAUGAAAAGGAAGCAAGUCCUGACGUUGAUGACACCUACGACCACGCCCAUGGUAAUCUUGAUAAUUUGAUGGAAGAAAGCGACUACAGUAAUCUCAAUUCAGAAAGGAGAAAUAAAAAUCAUGAUAUUUCGGUUUCUGAGACUAAUGAUUAUGAUUUCCAAGAACCGGCUGGUGAAUACAUGUACUAUUCAAAUGAAAAAUAGUGAAAAGGCACAAUUAAGUUGCCUUUAAGAUAAUAUUUAAAUACUACUCGUAAAAACUGCUAUUGUAGAACAUAAUUUUCAAAUAAUUAUAAUCUAUUAUCUAUUAGAAGAAAAGGUGACAUAAAACAUAAUAAACGUUUUAAACAAAGUAUUUAGGAAUUAAAGCAUUGAACAUUAUAAACCUUUUAAGGGCAGAUAAGGGCAACCAAACUUUUUUCGUCAAAAUUGAAAAUAUCAACAUGAGUUAUAUUUUAAUAUAUAAACCAAUCAGGCCAUUUAUUUUUUUUGUUUAUAUCAUCUCCCCUAAAGCAAAAUAUUUAGGAGUUAUACUGUUUUCUAUAGUAUAAUUAAACGUGUGUUAAAUGUAAUGUUUUUUAAAGAACUUUUUUCAAAAUGUCAAUUUAUCAUCUCUAUUGUCAGAUUUUUUUAAUACAAGGCAAUGAUUCUAGCUCCGAAAAAGAAACAGAUUUUCAAACUUUCGAACUAUUUUAGCAAACUGAUAAUUUCUCUUUUCAUUUUACUUGUACAUCAAAAUAAUCCUUUUUGUACCCUAAACUUAAACCCAUAGGCCAUGAUUUAUGAUAUUAAAUAACAUAAGUAUGCCUGUUCUUAAAUACUUAAAAAAAGAAAUCAAAAUUUAAAUGACUAAAUAUUUCUUUUCAUAUUCAUUCCUUUUUAUUCUUAUGUUAAAUUUUAAUCUUCUAUUGUGGCCUACACUCUGGGCCUAGGGAUUAAGGAAUAUUCUUAUGCCCAUUUUUUUUUCACAUUUUAUUGUGCAAAUUUCUCUAUACUAUUACAUUUCACACUUCUUUUUUAAAAAAAAGGUAUAAAAAAGUGUAGACAUUUCUAAUCCUUACAGAGGCUUGGUGGUCGUGGCCAUUUUUAGACUAUUUUGAUCUCCUUUAGAAGAAGAGCUCCAUAUAAAGAUAUGAUAAAAUGAAAAAUUGUUAAAAUAAAAAUUUAUGAAAUUUUUCUUUGCCAAAUGAUUGUUGACAGCUUAAGAUACCAUUUCCAAAAUUUAAGUUAUAUCUGGUGGUUAAGAGAAAAAAAAUUGUUGACCAGCUAGCCUCCUUAAGUUUGAUUAAGUUCUUGUUAACUAAUGUUUCUAUACCGACGAACUAUCAAUAAAUACGACUAACAGCAACCUGUAAAAAAGGGGUGCUUAAUUUUGCAAUCUGAUCCAACCUCUUGGUUAGUAAAACGAAGGUGCAAUUUCGGCUUUAGUUUGCCCUAAAAUUUUAUGUUCUUGAAAUUUAUGAAAUUGGCUUCCACAUGAGUUGAAUAAACGAAUAUGCUUAAUCAUUCAAUAAUAGGAUACAUAGGAGGACCUUCCUGGAAAUAUGAUGUCAAUAAUUUACUGCAUUUCUAUAUUUCAUGCAGAAUAGCCUCAAAAUGACUUAUUUUUGUGCUUUUUUUCUUAGGAAAAUUGUGUUUGCUACCGUUACUUAUUUCAAUUUUUGAAUAUUUAGUGUAAACUACUUUUAAAAAAUCACAUAUUUCAAACUCUUUUUGGGAAAUGCAAACACUAUUUGUUUUCUGGAAGAAAUUCCACUGAAAUUGAUGUCGAGAAAAUAUUCAAGUUCAUGACUCACAGUUAGCACUUUGGAGGGCAUAUUAGAAAAACCAUUUGUAUGUUUUUACAGCAUGGAGGUUAAAUUGUUCAGAAAGACGAAUUUUAGCUUUUUACGUCACUUCUAAAUUUCAGAAAAAACACAGGGCAAGAUUUGUAUUUAAACUAUACCUUAAUGUUCUUUAAAGUUAUUAUUUGUUUUAAUAUGUACAUUGUCUGUAGGUGUUUUAGAUCGGUAACUGUUCAUCAUCAUCAUGCUCUUUAUUUCAUUAUUGAUUCAUGUAUAUCUAAAAUUUUGUACUACCAAGGAUAAGAACCAAUAAAAUUUUGUUGCUUAAUCAUUUGUUUUAUUUAAAUAUAGAAUCAUUGUUUGUAAAAAUUUCACCAGGAUGAUAAAUGUUGACUUCAAAGUAAAACGCACUUUCAAAUCAAAACUACUUUCAUCCUGUUCAUAGGCUAUAUAAUUUUCGAUCAAUUUCAAAAACAAUAUAAAAAGGAGCAAUUAAUUAGAAGAAAAAUGCCUUCAAUAUAAAUUGUUCAUGUAAAUCGUUAUUCUGGAAUUCACAUUGAACCUCUACCCCUUUUUCUUUGAUUAUUCAGAGAUGAUAAAAGAAUAAACUGGUUUCCAAGUUUGAUACAUGCUCGUCCCAAAACAAAAAUUAUUUUCCUUUUUUUCGUAGCUUUCAACGAUGAAAUGUAAUUCCUUAUUUACUUAAAAAGUAUUAUGAAAAAGAUACAGAUGUCAAUAUUUGUUUAAAAGUAAAUAUUUAACAAAUCUU